Messenger RNA from Centruroides sculpturatus (bark scorpion), 948 nucleotides. RefSeq lists its product as uncharacterized. Bases 142 to 729 code for a protein of 195 amino acids. Lineage: Eukaryota; Metazoa; Arthropoda; Arachnida; Scorpiones; Buthidae. The record is from RefSeq and is a predicted model, not a curated record. The transcript is spliced from 2 exons.
GAUUAGUUGCUGUAGGUCACGUGAUUCGAUAACCGUUGUUCCAUUGGAGAAACGGUGAAACUGUUGAUAUAUGACAUAGAGAAAGUUUAUCGGUUUCAUAAACGUAAGACGAAAACCGUACAAGCAGCAAUUGAAGGAAAAAUGGAUCAGCAACAUUGGACAUACGUCACAUUAAUGAUUUUAAUGAUCUUCGUCAGUAUUUGCAGAACUGUCGAAGAUGAUCAACCAACGAUAUACGAACUGGCGAACAAGUGGAUACGAUUUUGGAAAAAUACAGAUGAAAGUGAAUCGGAUAUAAAAAGAGCUAAUUACGAUAAAUCCAGACCAAGAUAUAAUCCCGGAUUAGCCAUGAUUGGUUUGGGAAAGCGUAAAAACGAAAAACCGAAAUAUAAUCCAGGAUGGGAAUUCAUCGGCCUUGGUAAAAGAAACAUGGAUCAGUUGGAACUGAAAGAAGGAGACAAUCUAUCAUCAUCUAAUUUGGACAUGCAGUACGAUCGUUACUUUAGUCUUCUAAAUCUUAAUAAUAUCAGUAAAUUUUUCGAUCAUCUAAAAAGAAAACUGGAAGAAAUUAAGAAACCCGAUUAUAAAACCGAUGAAGAAUUGGCUAUCAUCGGAUUGAAACCAUCUGAAGAUUAUGACAAAAAAUCCAGUAAACAAAAAUAUUGGAAAGAUAAUCUACGUCCUGUUUAUAAUCCUAAUUGGGAAAUAACAGGGCCACGAAAGAAAUAAUGUUCCUGAAAGCAAAAAUAAAAUAAUAACUAAUAUUCGAAUUAAUCGGAUUUCAUUGGAAAAUUAAUUUUUUCCUGUUUUGGUUUAUAAUAAUUUCAUGUUGUACGGAAUAAAUUUUUGUGAUCACGAAUUUUAUUUUCCAAAAAAAUAAAUAAAUAAAUUUAAAUACUUGACAAGAUUUCUCACUCGUUCGCUGUAAGAUAUAUAUAAUUUUUUUUU